Molecule: messenger RNA, 885 nt
Organism: Condylostylus longicornis
Lineage: Eukaryota; Metazoa; Arthropoda; Insecta; Diptera; Dolichopodidae
Product: serine protease gd-like
Exons: 2
Biological process (GO): proteolysis
Molecular function (GO): serine-type endopeptidase activity
Source: RefSeq, a predicted model, not a curated record
ACGCAAUUAGCUGCUGCUAACGAUCAAAUAACGAACAUUAGAGGAAAUCAAAUACCAGCAACACAAAAUAUUGGAACACCAAGCUCUACCUCCAACAAUAUAUGCGGAACUACAAAUUUCCCAGUAUAUUUGAUUUAUGGAGGAAAAAAAAAUACACCUGGCUCAUGGCCAUGGUUGGUACCAAUAUUUAAAAGAAAACAAUCGGGAGAACAAAAAUACAUUUGUGGUGGUAAUAUUAUUGCUCCACAUGCUAUAAUAACAGCUGCACAUUGCGUUAUUGACAAUGGAAGAGUAAAUAGAGCCCAAGAUGUUCUUAUCGGUUUAGGAAUAUACAAUAUUUUUAAUUGGAAUCAACCAUAUACUCAUAUAUCAAGAGCCAGUAGAAUAAUACCACAUCCUGAAUAUAGUGUGAAAUCUAUAUAUGAUGCAGAUAUUGCAUUAAUAUUUUUAGAUAAAUCAUAUAGUUAUAAUCAUCUGAUACGACCAGUUUGUAUAUGGAGUGGAUCAAGUGAUUUAAAUUAUGUUAUAAAUCGUAAUGGUAGAGUUGCUGGAUGGGGACAAUCUAAAAUAAGUGGUGGCAGAGUAGCUGAACCAAGUAUAAUUAAUGCACAAAUUGUUUCUAGUGAAAAAUGUCUUCGUUCCAAUGAAGCAUUUAGUAGUAUUACAACAUCAAGAAAUUUUUGUGCUGGUUAUCGUGAUGGUAAAGGUCCAUGUAAAGGUGAUUCUGGAAGUGGAUUAAUGAUGGAUUUAGCUGGUAGAUGGCAUUUAAGAGGUAUAGUUUCUGGCUCCUUACAACAUGCAGUAACUACUUGUGAUUUAAGAGAAUAUGUGGUAUACACUGAUGUAGCACAAUUUAUAAAUUGGAUACAUUCAUACAUACGUUAA